This is a messenger RNA of Ornithorhynchus anatinus (platypus), 1880 nucleotides long. It is a transcript of the gene DNASE1L2, whose product is annotated as deoxyribonuclease 1 like 2. Bases 6 to 848 code for a protein of 280 amino acids. Gene Ontology annotation, cellular component: nucleus. The record is from RefSeq and is a predicted model, not a curated record. The transcript is spliced from 8 exons. Gene Ontology annotation, biological process: DNA catabolic process. NCBI's taxonomy places the organism in Eukaryota, Metazoa, Chordata, Mammalia, Monotremata, Ornithorhynchidae. Gene Ontology annotation, molecular function: DNA nuclease activity.
GUGGCAUGCGGCGGACAGUAGCCAUGCUGGCCUCUGGGUUGGUCACACUGGCCCUCCUGGAGGUGACCGUCGCCCUGAAGAUCAGCGCAUUCAACAUCCAAAGCUUUGGGGACAGCAAAGUGGCCGAUGACGGGACCUCUCGGUCCAUUGCCCAGAUCCUGGCCCGGUACGACAUCGCCGUGGUGCAAGAGGUCCGGGACCCGGACUUGAGCGCCGUCACCACCCUCAUGGACGAGAUCGGCAGGGUGUCCGAACACGCCUACGACUUCCUGACCAGUUGCCCUCUAGGGCGGGACAACUACAAAGAGAUGUACCUCUUCAUUUACAGGACAGAGGCCGUGUCGGUGGUGGACAGUUACUGCUACACAGACCCCGACGACGUGUUCAGCCGCGAGCCUUUCGUCGUCAAGUUCUCCUCGCCGCACACGAAGGUGAAGGAGUUUGUGCUGGUGCCCCUGCACGCAGCCCCGCACAAUGCGGUCGCCGAGAUCGACGCCCUCUACGACGUCUACCUGGACGUCAUCGACCGCUGGGGAACCGACGACAUCCUGUUCCUGGGAGACUUCAAUGCCGACUGUAACUACGUCCGGCAGCACGACUGGCCCGAAAUCCGCCUGCGAACCAGCUCCGUGUUCCACUGGCUCAUCCCCGACAGCGCCGACACCACCGUGGGCAACUCCGACUGUGCCUACGACAGGAUCGUGGUCUGCGGCUCCAAGCUGCGGAAGGGCGUCGACGCCGGCUCUGCCGGCAUCUACAACUUCCAGACGGCUUUGAACUUGGACCAGGAACAGGCGCUGACCAUCAGUGACCAUUUCCCGGUGGAAGUGACCCUGAGGACACGCUGAGAGGCCACGGGGGCCCGGGCGUGUCUCCCUCGGCUCCCAGCCCCAUCGCCGGCUCAGUCAGCCCGCUGUGGGGCCCCCCCGCCUCACCGGCCCACCAAAGCAAGGGGCAGAGCAGGCUGGGGAGAGGCGGGAACCGUGAACCCCACCUCCUUUGGUCGCGAGACUGGAAACCAACGAUUAGGAGACGAAACUGAGCGGCGAGCUCAGGGCUGAAGCCCUCGCCCCUCCCCACACCACAUCGAGCCAGGCUCUCCAGCCGGCCCCGUGCCGCCGUGUCUACCCCCGUCCAGCCCGGCCAAACUGUGAAAGGCAGGGGCAAGGAGCCCCUGGGGGCCCGGCCGUGUCCAAGGCGGCAGAUGAUCCCGGAAGCCCUGCUGGGAGGUUACUGUUCCACAAGGAUUAGAAGUCUUGGCCCAGGAGCUGCUCGGGCUGUGGUGGGGAGGGAAGGACCACCUGAGCCUCAGUGUGGGCCUGCCAAGGAAUUCCCCACCCCUCCUGGGGGCAAGGGGCCCGAGCUCCACCUGUGAGGACCCGCCCACCACCUCCCCCCACAGCUGGACCACGUGGAGGUGAGGGGGUCCCAGCCCUGCCAGUAAGGACGGUGCAGGCGGGGAGGGCAGCUACCGCUGCCCAGCGACGUGACCUCCCUGCCGGCCCCCAACUGAAUGCGACCUGUACCGAAGCGAUUAGACGAGCCCCCACCGCCCCCCCAGCAGCAGCUCAAGGUCCUGUCUCCACCUGCUGGGGGGGAAGACCCAGCUCCUCCCUCUGUGAGGGGGCCCGGGCCCACUCCUGCCCCCCCACAGAGGGCACCUCCCACAACCUCCCAGGAGGUCCCGCCAAGUGCAAAGUCUCUGCCAUCUCGAGCACUUUAUUCACAAUCUGCCCGCCCCACUACCUCCUGCACAGGGCCACGAUUCUCAGGUUGAAGCGCAUCUCCCUCCUUCCGUCCAUCGGCCUGCCCGCCCUUGCCCCUUCCCCUAACCCCCAUCCCUCCAACUGCCUCUCCUCUUGCCCUGCCAGAGCAGCGGC